Molecule: messenger RNA, 1989 nt
Organism: Prunus armeniaca (apricot)
Lineage: Eukaryota; Viridiplantae; Streptophyta; Magnoliopsida; Rosales; Rosaceae
Source: the annotation of a GenBank genome assembly
AUGGGGGCUGGAAGGAAAACACAGACCUUUACUACACCUCAUACUGAAGACCUGGUACCCUACGGUGCAAACAUGAGAAAUUUGAGGAAGAAUCACCUUGGUGGAGUCAUAUUUGGUUGCAACAAACUCACAAUGGAAGAAUGUCUUUUGAAACAACUCUUUGGUUUACCAGCUGCACACUUUCUCCAUGUAAAGAAUAUUUCUCCUGGCUUGCCCCUUUUUCUCUUUAACUAUAGUGAUAGGAAACUUCAUGGAAUCUAUGAGGCUGCUAGCCACGGCCAAAUGAACAUUAACCCAUAUGGAUGGACUACUGAUGGUUCAGAGAAAACGCAAUUUCCUGCUCAGGUUCAAAUCCGAGUCCGGCUGCAGUGUCAACCCCUGCUUGAAAGUCAGUUUAAACCGAUAAUUGUUGACAACUACUACAAUCAACGUCAUUUCUGGUUUGAGCUUGACCACGCUCAAACAAGUAAGCUGGUAUCACUGUUAGCAUCUGUGGUGGUCACUCCAAGUACUUUGGUACGACAGAAUACAUUGAAGUGGAGAAAAAAUCUUCAAGCUCUUCCCUCAGAUGACAGAAUAGAAGAAUCUGAAGGGCUUGAACCACUGACUUCAGAAUCCAAGCAUGUGAAUCAUUCAAUGGAGCAAGAACUUAUAUACAUGAAACUGAAAGAGUUAGCACUUCAAAGUAAUCUUAAGAAUGAAGGUCAAGACCUGUCUUUAUCAGGAAAUGUUGAAGAUCGCACUGUCUUGAAUGAAUUGACCUUGGAGGACACAGACAAUCCAAGGGAGCAAUUGGGUUUUGAGGAGAAGGGAGAAAGUCCUCCCUCCUUGUCUGAACAGAAGAGCGGAGAGAGUCCUUGCUCGUCUGUGCAGAAGAGUGGAGAAAGUCCUCAAUCCUUUUCUGACAAUCGGGCAAUCAUAGCUAAGUUGGUUCAAGAGGUGGAGGAGCUAAAGGCUUUUAAGGCAGAACAAUCUAUGAAGAUUGGUUAUUUGGAGCAUAAGUUGGAGCAGGCAGCAAUGGAAAUUAAGCACUUAAAAGUUUGUUUAAAGUUGGAAUCUGAGCCUACACCUUCCAUGUUGGAAUCUGACGAGAAGGUUGCUGAAUCAUGUGAUCUGCUGCCUCCUGAUCCUAACGAGUCAAUGUAUCUAGUUGGAGGAUAUGAUGGCGACUCAUGGUUAUUGGCAUUGGAUGCUUAUUAUCCUUAUCAGGAUAUGAUAAAAUCUCUGAGACCAAUGACCUCUGUUCGUUCAUAUGCCUCUGUUGCACAAUUGAAUGGUGAUCUUUACGUAAUUGGUGGUGGCAAUAGUCAUCUGUGGUACGAUACAGUUGAGUCAUACUGCCCUGCUACUGACGAGUGGAAGUUGUGCCCUUCCUUGAGAGAGAAAAAGGGAAGCUUAGCUGCAGCUACUACGCAUAACAAGAUUUUUGUCAUGGGUGGUGGGAAUGGAGUUGAUUGCUUUUCAGAUGUUGAGAUGCUUGAUUUAGAUGUUGGACGAUGGAUUCGUACACAGUCAAUGUUACAAAAGCGGUUUGCUCUUGCUGCAGUGGAACUCAAUGGUGUGCUUUAUGCGACUGGCGGAUAUGAUGGGCAUAGUUAUUUGAAGUCUGUUGAUAGAUUUGACCCCAGAGAACACAGUUGGACAAAAAUUGCAUCUAUGGAUUCGAAUAGGGGUUGCCAUUCACUGGUUGUUUUGAAUGAAAAAAUAUAUGCUCUGGGCGGCUUUGAUGGAAGUGCAAUGGUCCCAAGUGUGGAAAUUUACGAUCCACGGCUUGGGUCAUGGAUGCCAGGGGAACCGAUGAAUCACUGUAGGGGAUAUUCGGCGGCUGCCGUCGUCAAGGACGCCAUAUAUGUAAUUGGAGGGGUGAAAGAUGGUGACAGCAUAGCAGAAACAGUUGAAUGCUACAAGGAGGGACAAGGUUGGCGGGAGAUGACCACGAGGGCUAUUAGCCAAAGGUGCUUCAUGUCUGCCAUUGCUUUUUCGACCUGA